AUGAGGAAGCGCCAGAGAGCCAUUUUCACUGUUGAGUAAGAGCACGCCGCUCUCAGCGCGACACCGAGAGAAAGAAAGUGCGCAUUCUGGAUUUUACUGAGACGCCUUCGCUCGUUUUCGCUCUCCCCCACUUUCUGGGGGCCCGCUGGAGGCAGUUUGUGUGAGCAAAGCCUUGGGUGGACAUACAAUGGGGCGAAGUGCCUGUGGCAACUGGGCCGUUGUGCUGCCGAGGGGGGGAGGGGGUAGAGAGCCGACCGGCGCACAGAGCUAACAGAUCCAGCCAGUGUCAGGCCUCUCUCUCACACACACACACAGACACACAUUUACGGAAAGACUCCGAUUAGAGGCUUCUCAGGAACUAAAAACCUCUUUCUCUCAGGAAUAUGGUGGACUAACUAUGGAUUAACAUGUAUUUGGCGCAGUGGAUUUUGGGAAACGUACGGAGAUUUGAGAGCGAGAAGUCGCUGCGUUUUGGGAUCGAGUGAGAAACUUUUCUCGUCUUUCCGAGUUCCCUUUCUGUUUUGGUUUUGCUUUUGUGCCGAAAGGACCUCCUAAAUGGAUUACAAAAUGCAUUCCAAGUCCAAUGAUUUGCUGGAUUUUCAGACACUGGAUGCCCUUUUGGAAAAAAUUGCACAUUGCUCCGUCCCAGUUAAAAGAGACACCAGCGAGGAGUGCAAUGGAAUUGGUGGUGCUCUCCCUGUGGAGCCCACGCCCGGCUCGAGACUGAACGAGUGGUGUCCUGCCGCACCCCCUCUUGUCCCUCUGCCCGCGCUCCACCCCACCAGUAUGGGGGACGGCCUGGACGCAGUGCAGAUGUCGGGGAGCAGCAGCAGUCAGGGGCAGGCGUUGUCCCAAGCCUCUGGGUUAGCCAACCCUCCUGCCCCAGAAAUUGUCGACCCUACCCGUCCCAAGCGCCUGACCAACCAGCUGCAGUUUCUGCAAAAGGCGGUGCUGAAGAGCCUUUGGAAGCACCACUUCGCUUGGCCUUUUCAUUCUCCUGUUGACGCUGUUAAACUGAAUCUGCCUGACUAUUAUAAGAUAAUCAAAAAUCCUAUGGACAUGGGAACAAUCAAGAGGCGACUAGAGAACAAUUACUACAUAAAUGCCCAAGAAUGUAUUCAAGACUUCAACACCAUGUUUACUAACUGCUAUAUUUAUAAUAAGCCUGGGGAUGACAUAGUCUUAAUGGCAGAAGCACUGGAGAAGGUGUUCCUUCACAAGAUUUCGGAGAUGCCCCAGCAGGAGAUAGAAAUCAAGACUACGGGAAACAGAGGUCGUGGCCGGGGCAAGAGGGAGCAAGAUGUAAGCCUGAGGAUAGGGGCUACCAUGGAGUCUUCGCCUUCCCCCCAUACACGUGGCCUUUCCAGUCUCACGCCUGUGCAACAACCGAGAGCACCGCCACAAGGGCCGCCUAUUUUACCUCCCCAGCCCGCCAUGCAAGCCUUGCCCCCUCGGGUGCCUCCUUCGCUCCCUCCCCAUGCGCCGCAAUUAGGGCCACCUUAUUCUUUGGGACCCCCUGACUGCAACCCUCCACCCCCCAUCAUGACAGCUGUGCCUCCUCUUCCCCCCCAGACCUCUUUGCCGCAAAUGCACAUGCAGCAGAGCACCGGUUCCAUUCUACCAAGCCCCAUCCCAAUGGCGCCGAAACAGAGAAAGAGUCAGAAAAGAAAAGCGGACACCACGACACCUACUGCGAAUGACCAGCUGAGCGAGUCUUCACCUGCUGAGUCAAAGUCGGGAAAAACUCUGCCACGUCGGGAAAGUGCACGACCUCCAAAACUACCCAAAAAAGAGGCACCGGACUCCCAGCACCACUGGACGCUCGCCACUGGGACCCAUAGCCCAAAGCAACAAGAGCAGUUACGCUACUGCUCGGGCCUCGUGAAGGACAUGUUCUCUAAGAAGCACGCGGGAUAUGCUUGGCCUUUUUACAAGCCAGUGGAUGUGGCCGCUUUAGGGCUGCACGAUUACCAUGACAUCAUCAAACAUCCAAUGGAUCUCAGCACCAUUAAGGAUAAGUUGGAAAACAGACAGUACAGAGAUGCUCAAGAGUUUGCAGCAGAUGUACGGUUAAUGUUCUCCAACUGCUACAAGUACAACCCUCCAGACCAUGAAGUGGUGGCGAUGGCACGCAAACUGCAGGAUGUGUUUGAGAUGCGUUUUGCUAAAAUGCCUGACGAGCCAGAGGAAAUGAUGGCAAACGCUCCUGCGCCAGCGCUCCACCCGGCUCCUGUCAAAACGCAGCCGCCCACGGGCCCAGCUUCAUCCUCGGACACCUCCAGCGACUCCUCAUCCGAAUCUGAAUCGUCCACUGAUGACUCUGAGGAGGAGAGAGCUCAGAGGCUGGCAGAACUUCAGGAGCAGCUGAAAGCGGUUCAUGAGCAGCUGGCUGCCUUGUCCCAGCCUCAGACCAGCAAACCAAAGAAGAAAGAGAAGGAAAAGAAAGAGAAGAAGAAAGACAAGCACAAAAAGAAAGCUGUACUGGAGGACAUCCUGGAGCCACCUCCUGCCCUCAAGGCUCAGGGAAAGCCCAAGAACAAGACCGAUGCUCUGCCCAAGAAGCCCAAAAAGCUUAGCAAAAAGGAGGGAGGUAAGGGUAACCGCUCCAUGGCUCCCUUGGGCACGGCCCCACCCACCCUGCAGCCGGUGACAGGCCUGGAUUCUGAGGAGGAUCUGGGUCUGACUGGAGGGCAAGCAAUGGCAGGCAUGGCCGCUACGGAGAAGUGUAAGCCCAUGUCAUAUGAAGAGAAGAGACAGCUGAGUCUGGACAUAAACAAGCUGCCUGGAGAUAAACUGGGGCGCGUGGUCCACAUCAUCCAAUCCCGCGAGCCCUCGCUCAAAAACUCCAACCCGGACGAAAUCGAGAUUGACUUUGAGACGCUAAAGCCCUCCACGCUACGAGAGCUGGAGAGAUACGUGUCGUCCUGUCUGCGCAAGAAGAAGAAGCCGGCAGUUCCAGAGAAGUCCAUGGACGCAAUGAGUUCGGCAAAGACGAAAGGUUCAUCAUCAGAGUCGGGCAGCAGCAGUGAGUCCAGCUCUUCAGAAAGUGAAGACUCGGAGAUGGGGAUGGCUUCCAAGACGAAGAAAAGAGGCAGAGGUGAAGGAAAGAGAGCUCAUCACCAGGCAAUGGCACCGGGCAUGCAAGUUCCUCAUCAACCGCAGACGCCUGUGCUGCAGCCCACCAUUCAGCUCAAGCAGCAGCAGCAACAACAUCCCUCGCCAGCCACUUUCAUGGCUCCUCCUGUUACAGCGCUGGAACCUUCACAACUGCUGGAAGCCCCCUUUGACCCCCUUUCCCACUUUAGUCAGCCCCUCAUGCACCUUUCCUCUCACGCUAAUGACUCGUCCUCCCCUGCACCACCCCACCUCAACGCUCACCCUCCGGGAGGCCCUGUGUCACCUGAGACGCACCCGUUCCUGAACCAGCACCCCAUUCUUCCUUCCCCGGCCCUACACAACGCAAUGCCCCAGCAGCCUUCACGGCCCAGUAAUAGGGCAGCUCCGCUACCUCCUAAACCUCCGCAACAAAGCACGCCCCAGCAGCAGCAGCAGCAACCCCAGCAGACGCUGCCCCAGCAGCUCCAACAGAACCAACAGCCUGCUGCUGCUCCUCCCCAGCACCACCUUCCUCCUCACCUCCUACACCCUUCUCAGCAGAUGCGUCAGCGACCCCUCUCCCCUCCCACGCUCACUCCCCAAGGCCUGCUCUCCUCUCAGCCUCCACAGAUGCUACUAGAGGACGACGAGGAGACGGUUCCCUCCAUGUCGCUGCCGAUGUACCUGCAACACCUUCAGCCGAACCGCCUGCAGCAGCAGCAACAACAAACAGCCUCGUUAUUGCAGUCGCUGCAGAGCAGGCAGCAGCCAGGGCAGCCGUCGUUGCUGCAGUCAGUGCAGGUUCAGUCGCAGAUGGGGACGCAAAGCUCCCUACCCCCACCGCAGCUCCCUGUUCAGACUCAGCCCCAACAGGCGGCAUCGCAUCAGCCCUCCCCGCAGCUCUCGCAGCAUCAGGCGAGACACGUGCAGCACUCGCAGCAGCAGCUGAGCUUUUCUCAAGGCCCAAUGCAGGCCACACAAACUCAACCCAGUCAACACAAAGUCCCAAUGCCUCCCACCAAAGCACAGCAGAUCAUCCAGCAGCAGCAACAACAGGCGCAGCAGCAGACGCAGCAUCACUCUCCACGUCAACACAAGUCUGACCCGUAUAACUCAGCACACAUGCGUGAUAACCCCUCCCCACUCAUGAUGCAUUCCCCUCAAAUCCCUCAGUAUGCCACUUUCCAGCAGUCCCCCCCUCAGGGCAAAAAGGAAUCACAGCGAGGUCCUUCAGCUCUUGUCGGUAUUAAAGAGGAAAAGCUGCCCCCGUCGUCUGUGAUGCGCAGUGAGCCAUUUAGUCCAGCCAUGAGACAAGACUCUCAUAAACACCCUGAGACCAAACCAACAAUGACGGGCCACAGCCAACAGAGAGCCGAUAUGAAACCACUUGAAAGUUCCCGACCUGUCAUACGCUCGUCUGAACAGAGCGGCCCACCACCUUCAAUGCAGGACAAAGACAAAUUCAGACAGGAACCCAAGACACCCGUGGCCCCUAAAAAGGUACAGGAUGUGAAACUGAAGAAUAUGGGUUCCUGGGCGAGCCUGGCACAGAAAUCCACCUCUGCUCCCUCGUCCGGACUAAAGUCGUCCAGUGACAGCUUCGAGCAGUUCAGGCGCGCAGCCCGGGAAAAGGAAGAGCGAGAAAAAGCUCUGAAGGCCCAGGCCGAGCAAGCUGAGAAAGACAGGCAACGCAGAGAACAAGAGAACAAGAUGCGGGGGCGAGAUGAUGAGGAGUCCAUGGAAUCUGCAAGAAGACCCCCGGAGGAGCCCCGCAGGCGGUCGGAGCAACAACAGGUUCAGCCUCCUCCUCAGCAGCAGCAGCACCAAACGCAGUCUCAAACCCAGAACCCGGCCCAGCCGCCCGCGGCCCCACAACCUUCCCAAGCGCCGCCACAGUCCCCUGCCUCUUCCCAGAGUGCACUUGACCAGCAGAGGGAGCUUGCACGUCGCCGGGAACAGGAGAGGAGGAGGAGAGAGGCGAUGGCAGCUACUAUCGAUAUGAAUUUCCAAAGUGAUUUGAUGGCUAUCUUUGAGGAGAACUUGUUCUGAGUGUAAGAGGAAGCGAGAGACUGCAAAAAAAACCCAACAACGACCAGAUCACGGAUUCCUCUACACGGACAGAAUGGACUUGUAAAGCAGUAAGGGAAAGAGACCCCGUCUGACCGCAAGAAACACUGAAGAGGCUGAAAUAGCGAUGCAUAAGCUGAGGCCCUGUGAGGGAGGCUGUAGCUCUUCUUUUGCCUUAGCAGAAAGAGAGAGGGACCCUCAGACUGGGACGCCAUCGCCUCUCCGGCAUUCCUCCUGGAUUUGGCAUUGUGACCGUGGCAGGAAAGAGAGGACUUGUGUGACUCUAAUUCAGAAUAUGGGAGCAAUGGACAAUGCUACGAUUAGCGGAGGAAUAACCUAAACGACAACAUUUAAAUGUACUGAUUAUCUGUAGUACGGCAUCCAUCGACUGCCAGACGUCUGAGGGGGAUUUGUUGUUCUCGUUUCGUUUCCCUUCCAUCGUUUUGAUUUCGCCAUAUGUCCUUUCCCCCCUUACACGGCAGGAUGGGAUCGGGGGCACUUAAGAUCUUCCUCGGGAGAAGAGGGGAAGUGUACAGCUCGCCUUACACCGCUGACUUGUAACCGUGACAACACAAAUAAAAUUCACCAGGGGCUGUGAUAAAUGACUAACCGUGGUGUGUUUCACACUGUUAUCAUGUGCAGAUGUUUCAUUAUGUAGGAUCUACUGUAAAAAGGUAUUUUCUUAAUUACUGUUUUGGUUGAUUUGGUUUUCUUUUCCUUUUUUUAAAAAAAAUAUUUUUAACUCUCUCUUACCAACACCUCACCCCCCCCCCCCCUCUGAUGUCUAUGCCAAACAUACGCAUAUCCUUUUACGCCCGAAACGCUUCACUUAACGUCUUUCUUAAUAUAUAAAUAUAUUUUCUUGUUCUCCCCACUCGUCAUUAAAAGUUUAGGUAGUCUUGUAGAAAAUAAACCCUAAUAUAUGCAUUAUUCUGACAAGUGUUAAUCGAGGCGAGAAACGGAGAUCUACUUUUCACUUUUCAUCGUUUUCACGUAAAAGGAAUCCUAUGGCAGGCCGGAGCGCUGAUCUAUAAGAGGCGGUUUCUGUUUAGUUUAAGUAUAAUUUAAAGAAUACAGGAACUAUUUUAAGUGUAUUAUACAUGCAUACAUACAUAUAGAAGGAAAACUCGCAACUCUGUGCAAACUGGUACACGCAUUUUACAAUGUCAUGCUAGCGCCGGGCAAAAUUUAGGCGCGACGGAGCUCUCAGCUGGUCACUGCAUGACUCCUCCUUUCUUUUCACGUUUCAUUACAACUGCACAGAGCGAACUCUGUAUGCUGUACUAGAUAUAAUUACAAAAAAGUUUGCAAAAAAAAUCAAA
This is a messenger RNA of Misgurnus anguillicaudatus (oriental weatherfish), 6485 nucleotides long. The record is from RefSeq and is a predicted model, not a curated record. Lineage: Eukaryota; Metazoa; Chordata; Actinopteri; Cypriniformes; Cobitidae.